This is a messenger RNA of Oncorhynchus masou masou (cherry salmon), 1937 nucleotides long. Its product is annotated as transmembrane protein 164-like. Bases 753 to 1619 code for a protein of 288 amino acids. The transcript is spliced from 6 exons. Lineage: Eukaryota; Metazoa; Chordata; Actinopteri; Salmoniformes; Salmonidae. The record is from RefSeq and is a predicted model, not a curated record.
UCUUUAAUACAAACAUAUCUGAAAGAAAGCGGCGUUGUAGGCAGCAAGAACCGUAUGUUACAACGCACGUGGACUCUUAUAUCAGUUGUAAUGUAACCAGUUAGUAAGCUACCAUCACAGUCUCGUGCUUGAUCGAACGAUGUUAAAUCUUCGCGAUUCUGCUGGCUUGUGAUAAAUGGUUGGAUUGAAUAGUGCAACUGGGGACCAACGAUGACCUCUCUCGAUGAGAUAUAGCAACAUAAGAACUACAACUGGACUGUUGAAUUUGCUACUAUUUAUCCUACUCGUAGCAAUAUCUUUGGAUGCUGCUGCCAGCUAGCUAACUUCAUUUUUGCAACUAAUGAAUAGCUAAACGCCUAAAAUGCCACUGCAAAUAUGUGACUUGGUCGACAUGCCGGUAGCUAAUCACUUGGUUACUUAUAUGUACACGGGGGUACAACCAUAGCUUUAAUAUGAAUGACCAGGUUUCCAUAUGAUUGGGAAGCAGCUAUAGUUAACUAGCUACUCCCACACUGCAAUUUGGUCUCGCACUGGCGGCCUCCGAGUUACAGUUACACACACGCAGUCUAGCUGGCUGAAUUUCUACUACUUGUCAAGAAUAGGAGGCGGUGGCAACUGGGGUGUACAUUUGUGCGUUCUUUAUAGAGAUCACUGCCAGGGUGAAAUACUACAGUUCAUGUUUCGACAAGAAGUCAGUGUACUAUAUUUUAUUUCCGUCUUGUUCUUACCUUUUCCAAAACGAGAAGAGGAAUAUGUCUAGAUAUAACAUUUACAGUCUUUUAGACUGGUUGUAUGGCGGCGUGGACCCAAAGUUUGAAGGCAACGGGGGCCCAGAAUGUGCCGCCUUUCUUGUACCCCAACAACGUAUCGGCGAGAGUUUUGUCAUGGUUCUGAUUUCCAUCGUGGAAGUUGUCGUCGCACUGAGGAAAAUCAACAUUUCUAAAGAACUCAAAGAGAUAGCGAAAGAUGGUCCAAGCAUAAAAGAGGACAGUUUGGGCAAGAACCUGUUGCUGGUUGCUUUGUGUAUGACGUUUGGAGUUGAGGUUGGAUUCAAAUUCGCCAAAAAGACAGUGAUAUACCUACUGAAUCCUUGUCAUGUUGUGACCAUGUUGCAGAUCUUCUUGCUGGCCUGUCCGCCAUGUAAAACAGCCAUGGUCCUCUUUAGGCUUCAGGUCCAUAUGCUGAACGGUGCCCUACUGGCCCUUGUCUUCCCUGUGGUCAACACUAGGCUGCUUCCAUUUGAGAAGGAGGUCUACUACAUCCAGCAUUCCUUGCUCUACCUGGUGCCUGUAUACCUCUUCAGGAAAGGAGGUGUGUACAAGCCGGAGCCCCUGGGGGACAUGUGGUGGGCUAUCCUCUCCACUGGCAUCCUGUUCCUUUAUCACUUCCUGUUCCUGCAGGGCCUGGGCCUGAUGACCGAGGUCAAUCUGAACAACAUGCUGUGUCCAGCAGUGUCAGAUCCAUUUUAUGGGCCUUGGUACCGGGUUUGGGCUGCGGGUCACCAGACUCUGUUGACCCUGGUCCAUGGGAAGGCCCUGACCCUCCUCUCCCAACACACCGGCCCCACCUGCAGGUACUUGCUGGACACCGCCAGACUGCGCAGCAAGAAGAUUGACUGAACAUCCACACACAGAGACAAACACGAACGUAGCCUUUUCCAAUCCAAACGCCUGUUAUGUUGGGAUUUUCUAUCCACAUUUUUAAUGCAUCUGUACCACCUUUACCAUAUUUAUUUACUGUAAAGUUAUAAUCAUUUCAGAGUCAAUGAAAUAUCAUUCCUUUAGUGUUUGUGCUGGAUUGCAUUAUAUGCAUGCACAAUCAUGGGCGCCUGAUUUUGUCUGAAAGUGGGGGUGCAAAUGCUUGGAGGGGGGCUUGACUUUUUUUGGCACCGUUUGAAGCGCUGUCACCAUAAACAAUAAAACAAUGUACUUGUCUCA